Rotaria sp. Silwood2 is the source of this 1677-nucleotide messenger RNA. The record is from the annotation of a GenBank genome assembly. Lineage: Eukaryota; Metazoa; Rotifera; Eurotatoria; Philodinida; Philodinidae.
AUGAGUGCUAAUACUCCUUUGAAAAUUACUACAGACCAGUCGUUACAUAAAACUGAUCAACAUAUUGAAGGUGGAUUUUUAUCUUCAACAGCAGUGGCACUACCUCAACAACCAAGUACAAAACAAAGUGGAGAAGAAAACCAUACGAAAAAAAAGAAAUGUCGUGGCAAUCGAAAAAAGCAACGUUAUCGUCGACAACUUUAUAAUCAAGGUUUCGAUUCAGAUACCGUGGCAAAAUUUGUUCAGGAAAAGUUUCAUCCACAACUACAGCAAGAACAAGAUGUACAGCUAGUCGAAAAACAUGACUUAAUAAAUGGUCAAACAACAUCAUCAAUGGAUAAUAUUUAUGAUCCAUCAGAAAUCGAAACAGGAACGAAACGAAAAAGAAUUUUGUUAACACCAACACCAACUACGGAAACACGAUCCAUACUUGAUAAACCCAUAAAUCAAUUAUCAAUAUCACAAGCAGCUGCUAAGAAAACCAAAACAACAACAGCUGAAGUAACAUCGAUACUUGAUCAUCCUUUUAGUCAAUUAUCAAUAUCACAAGAAGAUGUUAAGGACACCAACACAACAACAAUAUUCGUGCAUAAUGAAGUUAACAAUGUUCACAAUGAUUCAACAAAUAAUUAUUUAGAAAAUUUUAAGCCACAUUAUUUAAAAGUAUCUGACCGAAUAUUCAAACGAAUGUUAGCUGAAGCCAUUGCAGAUGGUCCCAAAUUAGUUCAAUGUUUAAAUACUCCUGAAAAACUUUAUGCUGUACGUGAAUUAACUGAAUUUACAAAUGAUUUCUAUCAUAAAGAUUUUCAACAAAAAUUAUGGCAUGAAUAUUAUACUAUAAGUUAUCAAGACCAAAAGUGGGAAUCAAAAAUAACAAAAAAAUUUGCUUAUCAAAAUAAUACAUGUCGAAUGUAUAGACCUAACAAAACUUAUAUUCAAGAACGGCAAGCAACAAUUCCUAAACAAAAAGAACGAAUAGCCAAGGAAUUAAAUGAAUGUUUAACAAAAUUAUUAAGUAAUAUACAACAUUGGCAACCAACCCUAGAUGGAACCUUAUUAUCACAUGCAAUUAAUGAAUGUGUUCUACAUAGUCAAAAAAAAUUAAAAGAAGAAUUUCAAUAUAAAACAGAAAUGAUAAAAUUAGAUUGGAAUGAUCAUCAAUUACUUAUGAAGUUUUAUGAAUUACAACCUAAUGAAGAACUUAUUCAAAUAGCUAAACACAUUUGGCAAGUCACUGCCGAUGAACAAAAAACCAAGGAACAACAGCAAAUACUCGAACAACGUAUUUAUUUAAAACGAUUACCACCAGAAACGAAUAAAAUGAUAGACAAUUUACUUGAUGACAAUCGAACAACACUUUCUAAUCCAUUUCUUGAUCCGGACCAACGUGCUCAUUUCGCAUCACGUUGUUCGAAAACAAUCAUACAAUGUAAAUUCAAUUUGAUGAUUGUACAAUUAGAUGAAUUUGCAAUUAUUACACAUCGUUAUAAUUUAACAUUAACUAAUUUAAAAGAAAAAUUAUUAAAUCUUAAUAAGCAAUAUCCACAUAUUUAUACAAGUUUAUUGUUAGAUGUUAUUGAAGAACGUCGACAAGCAAUGAUACAACGAUUUAUUCGAAUACGUCAACAUAAAUUGAAGACUUUUUUCGACCAGGCUCCGACGGUGGACAACAAUUAA